Messenger RNA from Conger conger (European conger), 4250 nucleotides. RefSeq lists its product as uncharacterized. Lineage: Eukaryota; Metazoa; Chordata; Actinopteri; Anguilliformes; Congridae. The record is from RefSeq and is a predicted model, not a curated record. The transcript is spliced from 2 exons. Gene Ontology annotation, biological process: DNA integration; proteolysis. Gene Ontology annotation, molecular function: nucleic acid binding; aspartic-type endopeptidase activity; zinc ion binding. The coding region runs from base 1 to 4017 and encodes 1338 amino acids.
AUGGAGGACGCCAUCAACGCUCUACUGCGGUCACAAGGCGCCCUGCAGAAAGCCGUGGCGGAGCUGUGCCAAAAGUCCAGCCCGGCAACAAACCACCGGACGCCCAAAGACGUACUGCUGAAGCAGACCCCGGACGAUGAAAUUGAGGCCUACCUCGAGACCUUCGAACGGGCGGCUUACCUGGAGAAGUGGCCUCAAGGCGCCUGGGGCUCCCUCCUGGCCCCAUUCCUCAGCGGGGAGGCCCAGAAGGCGUACCGGGGACUGCCUCCGGCCGAAGCCCACGACUACCCCACCCUCAAAGCCACCAUCUUAGCCCAGUAUGGCUACAGCCUCCCCGCCAGGGCACAGCGGUUCCACCAAUGGGCCUAUGACCCCGCCCUCCCGGCGCGAGGACAGGUGAUGAGCCUGGGGAGGCUAACCAAAAGUUGGCUAGUCGAGGGCGACGGGCCGCCCCUGCUCGACCGGGUGGUGUUGGAUCGCUGUGUCCGAGCCCUGGCCCCGGACGUCAAGAAAUAUGUGGCCCAGCAGGGGCCCCGCUCCAUUGAUGCCCUGGUCAACCUCCUGGAGAACCACCAGGUGGCCCAAGAGAUGGUCAGGGGAACCAAAACGGAAAGCCCCCGAAGAACCCCAAGCGCGGUCCGACUGGAGCCACCAACCAGGCCACGGUGGAGAGCGGACGACAGGGACGAGGGACUCCGCCGGAGAGAGACCAGACGGUGCUUCGCCUGUGGCCGGGAGGGCCACCUGAGCCGGGAUUGCCCAGGGAGGGAGGAGUCCAUGGCCACUGCACCUGAGACGGGCCGACCCUGCCACUACCUCACCACGUGCUGGGCCCACAAGGGCACUGCCGCCCCUAGGCUACCCGUCCGGAUCGGGGGUCAAGACGCGGAGGCCUUGCUGGACUCGGGGAGUGCUAUUACCCUGGUGAGACCAACCCUAGCAGGGGGGAGACGGGGAGAGGACAUCGCCGUCACCUGCAUCCACGGCGACGUACGAAGCUACCCCACCGCCGAGGUAACCAUCAUCACCCCUAGAGGUCAAUUCACGGGAAGGGUGGGGGUAGUCGAGAGCCUCCCAGUGGAGGUGCUGCUGGGAAGAGACUGCCCCCUCUUUCUCAGCUACUGGAGUGAGAGGGCGACCUCGGAGAGGCCAAGUCACACACCCCGACCCCGCCGGAAGGGCCACCGGGAACCCCACCCGGUUUGGGUGGCCCCUGCCGGGGAUAGUGAGGAGGAGGAGAUCUCGCCCCAAGGGGGGAGGGGACCGACCACGCAACCCCCUACCGAGAGCACGGAUACAGCCCCGGAGCGACCGGACCCACCACCACCCCUGGAGGCGGAAGGGGGUAGCGCGGGGGGGUUUUCGGAGUUUCAACCCGAACUAGAGAGGGCCCCAACGGACUUCGGCUCCGCCCAGCUGCAAGAUCCCCUCCUCGCCCAGGCCUGGAGGGCCGCUGCUUACAUUGAGGGCGUCCCACAAGGCGGGGUGAGUAGACCGGCCUACCCGUAUUUUAAAGUCCAGAAUAACCUGCUGUAUCGGACCUGCAACAGGGACCCGGGAGAGCUGGACCAACUUCUGGUACCCCGGAGCCACACCUCCAAGGUGCUCUACCUCGCCCACACCCACCUGUUGGGGGCCCACCUGGGAAGGGAGAAGACGUAUGAGCGGAUCCUAUCUCGCUUUUACUGGCCUGGCAUCAAACGGGCAGUGGAGGACUACUGCCGACAGUGUGCGGAGUGUCAACUGCACAGCCCCCGGGUGACGUAUCGCAAUCCCUUAAUCCCCCUCCCCAUUAUAGAUGUGCCCUUCCGCCGCAUUGCUAUGGACAUAGUGGGACCCCUGCCCAAGUCCAGCCGGGGUCACCGCUACAUCCUGGUAAUCGUUGAUUACGCCACCCGUUACCCGGAGGCCGUACCCUUACGGGCCGCGACGGGGAAGAGCAUCGCGAGGGAGCUGUUCCUCCUCUUCAGCCGGGUGGGGAUUGCGGAAGAGGUCCUGACAGACCAGGGGACCUGUUUCAUGUCGGGCGUGAUGAGGGAGAUGUGCCGCCUACUCCGGGUCCAACAAGUGAGGACGUCCGUCUACCACCCCCAGACCGACGGGCUGGUAGAGCGGUUUAACAAAACCCUCAAGUCAAUGCUGAGGAAAAUGAUCACAACGGACGGUAAGGACUGGGAUCAUUUAUUACCGUACCUAUUAUUUUCGAUACGUGAGGUCCCACAGGCAUCCACGGGGUACGCGCCCUUCGAGUUGCUGUAUGGGAGACGUCCCCGAGGGCUACUGGACCUCGCGAAGGAGGCCUGGGAGCAGCAGCCGUCCCGACAACGCACCCUCCUGGAACAUGUGGAAGCUAUGGACCAGCGGAUGGCAAAAAUCUGGCCCAUGGUCCGGGAGCACAUGCAGCAGGCCCAGAAGGAGCAGGCUAGACUGUACAACCGAACAGCCCAGGUGAGAGAAUUUCAGCCGGGGGAUAAAGUCAUGGUGCUGAUCCCCACCAAUGAGUGCAAAUUUCUGGCCAAAUGGCAUGGGCCCUAUGAAGUAGUAGCCAAGGUGGGGCCAGUGAACUACAUGGUAAGACAGGUGGGCCGGAGACACCAGCUCCAAAAGUACCACAUUAACCUGCUAAAGAGGUGGCACGAACCCGUGCACGACCCUGCUCCCCUCUGCUUAACCACAGGCGGCGCCACCGGAACACCAGAAGUGGCCACGGGAGACCUGCUGACCGACCGGCAGCGCCAAGACCUCCGCGAGCUGGUGAGUCAACACCGGGAUGUGCUCUCCCACCUCCCGGGCCGGACUACCAAGGUCCACCACGACAUCGUCACGGAGCCAGGAAGGAGGGUUCGACUGCGGCCCUACCGGAUCCCGGAGGCGAGAAGGCAGACCAUCCGGGAGGAGGUGGCGAGGAUGCUGGACCUGGGGGUCAUAGAAGAAUCCCAAAGCGCCUGGUCCAGCCCGAUAGUGUUGGUCCCAAAACCGGACGGCAGUUGGAGGUUCUGCAACGACUUCCGGAGGUUGAACGAAAUCUCCCGGUACGACGCCUACCCCAUGCCCCGGGUGGACGAGCUGAUCGAGCGGCUGGGACCCGCUCGCUACCUCAGCACCCUGGACCUCACCCGGGGGUACUGGCAGGUACCGCUGACCCCCCAGGCGAGGGAGAAGACGGCUUUCGCCACCCCGGAUGGCCUGUUCCAGUACCGCGUCUUACCCUUCGGAGUGCAUGGAGCCCCCGCCACCUUCCAGAGGCUCAUGGACAACCUGCUGAGGCCCCACAGGGAGUAUGCUGCUGCCUACCUCGACGAUAUCGUCAUUCACAGCGCUGAUUGGGAAAGCCACCUCAGGAGGCUGGAGGCGGUGCUCGGGGCGCUCCGGGAAGCCGGCCUGACAGCUAACCCGGCUAAGUGUCGCCUGGGCCUGGAGGAGGCCGACUACCUGGGCCACACCGUGGGACGAGGGUGCGUCCGACCCCAGAGUCAAAAGGUGGACGGGAUCACCAACUGGCCACGACCCACCACCAAAAGGCAAGUGCGCACAUUCCUGGGCCUAGUGGGGUACUAUAGGCAGUUUAUACCGGACUUUGCCACCAGAGCGGCCCCCUUGCACGAGCUGACCAAGAAAGACCACCGGCACACGGUGACAUGGACCGAAGCCGCCGACCGCGCCUUCCUAGACCUGAGGGCCGCCCUGGGGAAUGAACCAGUACUGACCACCCCUAACUUCUCCCAAAAGUUUGUUUUGCAGACCGACGCCUCUGAAACCGGACUUGGUGCGGUCCUAUCCCAGAUCCAGGACGCCACCGAGCACCCGAUCACCUAUAUCAGCCGGAAAUUGCUGAAGCAUGAGAGGAAUUAUAGCACGGUGGAGAAGGAGUGCCUGGCCAUAAGGCGCAGCCGGACCGACUCCGAGAGAGAGCGGAGCCGUACAAAAGGCGAGGCGCAACCACAGAGCGGGGCUGAGUACGGAGGGAAACGGAGGCGAAGCCCAGUGAGGAGGAAACAGCCACGGGAAAGCCAAUAACGACACCACGGUGGAAGCGGGUCUUCGGAGGCCCUACCAAAAGGCGCCGCCGGCACGGACCACCCCGAACCACCGACGGACCGGGAAACCUAAUUUUUUGGCCGGUGACUUUUUUUUCGUUUUUUGAGAAAGGAAGUUUAUUGUUUGGGGACGUUGUAAAAGUGCCCUGAAGGCACACCAGAACCUCAUUAAAACUACCGAUUGAGGAACUACUCUUGCUCUCUCUGUCUCUC